Entelurus aequoreus (snake pipefish) is the source of this 8262-nucleotide messenger RNA. RefSeq names its product Rh blood group, D antigen (gene rhd). NCBI's taxonomy places the organism in Eukaryota, Metazoa, Chordata, Actinopteri, Syngnathiformes, Syngnathidae. The transcript has 9 exons. Gene Ontology annotation, biological process: ammonium homeostasis; ammonium transmembrane transport. Gene Ontology annotation, cellular component: plasma membrane. Gene Ontology annotation, molecular function: ammonium channel activity. The record is from RefSeq and is a predicted model, not a curated record.
CAUCUGUUGGAACAAAAUAAUCUACGAUGGCUCCGCAAUACGCCCCAAGUCUGCGCUCUCGUUUGGCUCCUUUGCUGCUUUUCUUGCAGAUAGGCUUUAUUGUCAUUUACUAUUUUUACGUAGAAAUUGAAAACCAUGUGAAUGGAAUUAUAUUCAGGAACCUUUACUCGGUGUUCCAAGAUUUGAAUGUGAUGGUCUUUCUGGGUUUUGGCUUCUUCAGCACUUUUUUAGUGCGGUAUGGUUUCAGCGGCUCAGGGUUCAAUCUUCUUGUGGCAGUCAUGGCCACCCAAUGGGCACUCAUUCUUAAUGGUAUUUAGUCCUGGUAUUACAGAGGCAAGAUUUGGAUUGACAUGAAAAGCUUGGUGAUUGCUGAGAUGUGCACAUCCUUGGUUCUCAUCUCGAUUGGAGCUGUGCAAGGCAAAACCAACCCUGUCCACCUUGUCCUCAUGGCACUGCUGGAGGUGUUCGGCUUUGUCUUGAAUGGAUGGCUCCUCCAGACCCUACUGAAGGUACGACCUUUGACCAGCAUCAUGCUGCUUCACAUCUUUGCUGCUUUCUUUGGGCUUGUACUGACCAGGGUCCUGCACCGGAACGAAACGGAAUAUGAGAAGGAGAAACUCAACCGCAAAACAGGAUUGUUCUCCAUGUUAGGGACUGUGUUUCUUUGGAUGUUUUGGCCCAGUUUCAACUCUAUCCUCCUCAUGGAGCACCAUUCUCCAGAAAGGUGGCUGAGAGCAGUGUGCAGCACAUACUUGGCCUUGGCUGUCAGUGCUGUAGCAUCCUUAGCUCUAUCUGUGCUCUCCAGUCACAAAGGAAAAGUUAACCCAACCCAUUUCCUGUCAUGCUUACUCGCUGGUGGUGUUGCGGUGGGGGUUCCCAUGCCAGUGAUACAUCACCCAUGGGAGGCUAUGACAAUUGGCUUGACUGCGGCUGUUGUGUCAACCAUUGGGUUCAGAUAUUUCAAGAAACCCAUGCUGUUUGCCUUUGACUGUCAUGAUACGUGUAGUAUUCUGAGCACACAUGGACUCCCUGGACUUCUAGGAUGGCUGGCUCACCUCCUGCUGCAGAUCAAACACUGCGACGACCACACAACAGCUACUCGGUUUGCUGUAUUUCAUAUAUCUGCCCUCUUCAUCACCCUAAGUACAAGCCUGAUCAUGGGGAUCCUAACAGGGCUAGUACUUAAGUGGGACAUCUGGAGACCGCCUCAGGACAAAAAAUGCUUUGAUGAUCAGGCUUACUGGAAGGUAAAGUAGCAUCUUAAAACAAACAUUGUUUGUUGCGUUGCUGCCCACCAAAAAGCAUGUACAGGUACCCUACAUUUUUAAUUGUCUUUAUUAUCUGACAAAACACCUACUUGUGUUUCCUCCCACAUUCCAAUGUUAUGCAUGUUAGGUUAAUUGGACACCAAAUUGUUCUGUCUAAAAAAAAAUGACAAAAUAGUCAUUACGCAAGUAUUGAAAUAUUUCAAGCCUUUAUAGAUCUUGCAAGUUUAAUGAUUAGGACUUACAGAUAAGGAAAACAACAUUCAGCGUCUCAGAAAAUAAAUGUGACUAUUGUGAAAAUGUUCAAUAUUGGUGUCAAUUGCAGGAUGAACAGGAUACAAUAAAAUAAAUGACAAUAUAACUUAAAGAUACAUGCUUUUUUGGACAGCAGUGUUAUGUAUAAUACAAUCUAAAACAGAAAACAAAAUUAUGUUUUUCAGUUUGAGCAUCUUGCAGUAUGCAAGUAAUUUGAAGAAUUGGACCAUGGACGUACAGUACACACCAUGUUUAUAAAAGAUGAAUGCAAGACAUGUUUUCUGCUCAAAACUUUUCUUUAAUGAUGCCAUGGUAGCCGAUGUGUGACCCCAUUGUAAGAAAUUAACUUAAAUAAGAAUUUAAUUUGUCUAAGUCUAUUUUAACAAUAAACGACAAAUUUCCCGGCUCACUUGAUGUUUGACCCAUACAAACAUCCUACAUGACAAGGUUUUUAAUGUGUUUGUGAAUGGUAAUUCCCUCAAUUACAUAUCAUAACAAAAUGUAUUCCGACUGAUGGAAUAGUAAGCAUACACACAGGAAUUUUGGACCGUUUGAGAAUAUUGAAUUCCCAAAACAAUUACACAAAAGUUGUACACAAUUUUAACAACGCGGCUGGCUGCACAGUGCAGGUACACAUUAUAAAACGUGUCACAGUUGAAAAUAUUCAACCUGUCAAGGAGUCUUAUGAUUUGUGCUUGUUUAUGACUUAACCUUUUAAAACAGCAACAAAAAUAUAAAUUAUAUUUGUCAACUCUGAACGCUAAAAAAAGGCUAUGUAAGAAGUGAUAAUCACUGAAGCCUGGCGCAUAUUGUCUCAUACGACAUAGAAAGCAGUGUAUAAUAAUGGACAGACACACUUGGGAGGCGGUUAUUGCCACAGAUCCUCUGUACGUCCAAACUUGAAGACCAAACCCCUGAAUAAAAAAAAAAGGAAAUAUAGGAAGAAAGAUCUGUUAGUUAUUCAGCAAAAUACAAGAUCUUGGUCGCAAAGGACAACUCACUUACCCGAAGAAAAUGAAUGCAUUUUGAAAGAAAAUGGCUAUGCCAGGGUACACAACAGGCUUCUCUGCAAAAGAGAACAGACAUAUUUUUUGAAAACUAAUACAUUUGAAAGUGACAUAUUUUUUGAAAACUAAUACAUUUGAAAGUGGGAGGUAUUACGGAUAAAAUGGCAUUACCAUAUUUUCAGGAAACAUCUUAAAUUAAAAAAGUCUAAACUACAAUAAUUAAAAUUGAUUCUUUGAUUUCAAAUCAGUUGUUGUGGUGUAAAGGUAAUGAGCUAGGGUAAAGUAUUUUGUCACAGCCCAAAUACUUCUGACCAGACUGUAUACUUUUACUUAACUUUAGUAGCUGCAUCAUACAAGCAAAUAGAUUAAAAUGUAGUUGUGUCAAAUUUACUCUUAACUGUCGUACAGCAAAACAGAACACUUGUUAAGUGUGUUAAGUGGCAAGCAGACAAACAGGACUAACCAGGGACUACAAAACCACCGAACAGGAUCCACAUUGAAGCAAUGAGUGAGCCAAAAGCCAUCAUGAAGCCAAUGAAGAGCCACACACGAGCGCCUGCAGAAACACAUAAAAAAGGGUGGGCUUCUGGUUGACUGCUGCAUGUAGUAGGUUGCAUGAUAGUCAUGGUAAAUAAAUUAUACACCUAGACAUUAUGAUGACACCCACAACUAAAAUACUUGUAUUAUUGCGUUUGCAGUGUAAUACUGUACUGUACAAGAAACACUUAUCAUGUAACAGUACUAAAAUAAAAUUGAAUUACCUUAUGAAGUGCUCUGUGAGCAAAUACAUUAGCUCAUCGUGUCUCUAAUGCAUACCUGUCUGUCCCAUGCAGCCUUCACUGUAGCUGUCACCUCUCACUUGGCCAUUUGACACAGCGUUUAUCCUAAACAGACCAAAGUAGACACAAUCCACAAUCCAAUUACAAUAUUAUUAUAGUGACAACAGCUUAUAGACUUGUGGCACGGCUUUCCUCAGCAAGAGGAGAGUCAUUUGUAAUUAUUGACUAAAUGUAAUGUAAAGUAUAGGGUUAGAAUUAGGGAUGUUCCGAUAAGGGUUUUAUGCUGCCAAUUAUGAUACCUAUCGUCCAUGAGUGGAAUCGACCGAUACCAAUACAGACAGAUCACAUUAAAGGCCUACUGAAAUGAAUUUUUAAAAUUUAAACGGGAAUAGCAGAUCCAUUCUAUGUGUCAUACUUGAUCAUUUCGCGAUAUUGCCAUAUUUUUGCUGAAAGGAUUUAGUAGAGAAAAUCGACGAUAAAGUUCGCAAGUUCCCAUCAACAGCCGUGCUCACCUGCGUUCCAGCGAUCGACGGCGCGACGAAGGACUUCAUCCAUGGGUUUGGCGGCAAGCAUCGGCUAGGCGUAGUAAGUAGUCCUUGUUGUGUUGCUGUAAGUAUUGUACUUAGCCGCUAAUACACCGAUCGAUCCCACCUACAACGUUCUUCUUUGCAGCCUCCAUUGUUCAUUAAACAAAUUUCAAAAGAUUCACCAACACAGAUGUCCAGAAUACUGUGGAAUUUUGUCGAAGAAAACAAGAGGUUUUUGUAUCGGGUCGAUGGGGUACAACCACUUCCGUGGAUUUUGUGACGUCACGCGCAUAAAUCAUAUCCAAAGGAGUUUUUCAACCGGAAGUGUGGCGGGAAUUUUAAAAUUGCACUUUAUAAGUUAUGCCGUAUUGGCAUGUGUUUCAAUGUUAAGAUUUCAUCAUUGAUAUAUAAACUAUCAGACUGCGUGGUCGGUAGUAGUGGGUUUCAGUAGGCCUUUAACUAUUAACUAUAAAUGUAUUAACUUAAAUUUUUUCCAUUUAUUUACGGUGAGUGCUAAUAAUAGUUCAACAAUAUCAACACAAUACUUAAACUAGUUCCUUAUUCUCUUCGUUUGAGUCACACAUCAAGAGUGUUACUAAAACGGCCUUCAUUCAUCUCCGUAAUAUCGCUAAAAUUUGUUCCAUUUUGUCCACUAGCGACGCUGAGAUCAUUAUUCAUGCGUUCGUUACGUCUCGUCUCGAUUACUGUAACGUAUUAUUUUCAGGUCUCCCUAUGUCUAGCAUUAAAAGAUUACAGUUGGUACAAAAUGCGGCUGCUAGACUUUUGACAAGAACAAGAAAGUUUGAUCAUAUUACGCCUAUACUGGCUCACCUGUACUGGCUUCCUGUGCACUUAAGAUGUGACUUUAAGGUUUUACUAUUUACGUAUAAAAUACUACACGGUCUAGCUCCAUCCUAUCUUGCUGAUUGUAUUGUACCAUAUGUCCCGGCAAGAAAUCUGCGUUCAAAGAACUCCGGCUUAUAAGUGAUUCCCAGAGCCCCAAAAAAGUCUGCGGGCUAUGGAGCGUUUUCUAUUCGGGCUCCAGUACUCUGGAAUGCCCUCCCGGAAACAGUUAAGAGAUGCUACCUCAGUAGAUCACCUAAGUCCCAUCUUAAAACUCAUUUGUAUACUCUAGCUUUUAAGUAGACCCCCCUUUUAGACCAGUUGACCUGCCGUUUCUUUUCCGCUCUGCCCCCCUCUUUCGUGGAGGGGGCGGGCACAGGUUCAGUGGCCACGGAUGAAGCGCUGGCUGUCCAGAGUCGGGACCCAGGGUGGACCGCUUGUCUGUGCAUUGGUUGGGGACGUCUCUGCGCUGCUGACCUGUCUCUGCUCGGGAUGGUCUCCUGCUGGCUCUACUAUGGACUGGACUCCCACUAUUAUGUUAGAUCCACUAUGGACUGGACUCUCACAAUAUUAUGCUAGAUCCACUCGACGUCCAUUGCACCGGUCGCCCCCACAUCUGCAGUCCCCUCCAAGGUUUCUCAUUGUCCCAUUGGGUUAAGUUUUUCCUUGCCCUGAUGUGGGAUCUGAGCCGAGGAUGUCGUUGUGGCUUGUGCAGCCCUUUGAGACACUCGUGAUUUAGGGCUAUAUAUGUAAACAUUGAUUGAUUGAUGGAUUUAAUUGUUUGAACUAAACAAGGUCAAUAGUACACGAACUAACGAAAAAACUAUUAUAUAUUAAUCAUUUAAAUCCUCACAGUCAAUUUGUGUCCAAGGAAUCCUUCCCUGAGUUUGUAAAUAUUAAUAAAAAACAACCCAACAAAUAUUUUGAGAAAAUACAAAUAUCGACCAAAUCACUCUAGUGGCAUCUACACUACCAAUUUACAUGGAUCCGCCUUCCUCUUACGUGUCGUGUACUGACAUACCAACAGUUGUCAUAUUAUCCUCUCUCUAGACUCUUUUUAAUCUACUUGUUAAUUUCCUGUUAAUAACUGCUUACUUUCUGCUGUAAAGUGGUUACUAAGCACCUAUUUCUUGGUGUUGUUUGAAGUUAGCUUAGCAGUUAGCUUAGCUAUUAGCAUGCCUGUUCCUGGCUUGCUCUCAGUGUGCUACCUCCAGUGAUAAUACAUGAUCAUGUUAUUUAAGAGACUAAGACAUGCAGCUAAUUACAAUUCGCUUAGGGGAGCGGCUCCACACUGAGUAUGGAGACACAUAAUUAGCUGUUAGCCGCUUGGCAGUGGGGAUCGGCAAUUGUGAUCAGCAUUAAAAGGAAUUAAUCAGCAAUCAGCAAUUGCUAUCACAUAAUUUUUUCACAGAAAUGGUCUAUAUACAAGUUUCACACCAUAAACAAUCAAAUGAUUAUAGUAAUGAUGAUUAAGAAUCAGAUUAUCUAAGUAAUGGGGUAAGACAGUAUAAGCUUUUGCUUUUUUUUGCUCCUUUUCGGACACACCAUGUUUCUUUUUAAUUCAGUCUGGUGGCCGAUCGAUCCGCACAUUCCUUGUUAGAAUGAGGUUAAAUUAUAGUACUAGUAGCAAGGAGAGGCACUGUAUGAACACUCCGGCUGUCACAUGGAGCAAGUGGAAGCUUCAGACAUGUUGAGUAAAUGGUAUUGAUUUUCCUACAUGUAUUGGGAUUUUAUCUUUAGGAUGUUGUUUGCAUGUAGAAAUUGGGAUUGUAUUGUGAGAGGCUAUCUGAGCACGAGAUGGGAUGCCCUCGAGCAAGAGACUGCACCUCUAGCCCCCAAUUCGAAAAAAAUGGGAAAAUUAAAUGUUGCACCACAUAUUAAAUCUGUUAUGUACAUACAGUAUGUGUGCAUUGGUUGUGGUGAAAAAAACCCAAAUAAUCCAUCCCCUGUUUGUUAAGACACUCUUACAUGAGAAAAGCCACUGUAGCGAUGACUCCACAUGUGUGAUAAGCGUGGGGAAACUCUCCCUGUAGCGGAUACUUCACUGCUGCAUCUAUGAUGAUCCACCAACCAGUGAAGAACUGCAAUGAGACGAGAUCAAAUCAAAAAGCUUAUAUUUUGAUACUGGCUGGCUUCAAUAUUAUAACAGACGGCACAACAUGUGUAAACUAAUUACAAAUACAAAUACCAUUUUGCUGUACUAGUUACAAUGAAUAAGAUCUAUCUAAACAGCAGACAUUAUCCACCGAAAUAUACAAAAGCUGCUGAAGGUGUGUUUGACGAAGAAGCAGCUGGAAAGAGACACUGUAGAAGUCCACUCUCCAAGGUAAAUGCUGUACAUUAUAACUACAUUUUGUCAUAAACUACUAGGUUCUUUAUUCGAAUCCCUGGGAACGAAUCCCGUCCCGACCAGAAAUGUAGCUCAAGUCAUUAGGCGCAGAUAGCGAAAGCAGAAAAAAAAUGGACCGGAAAAAGCGCCCCAAAGUGUAAUAAAGUUCAAAACAAAAGGUAUAAUCCAAUUAAUAACUUUACUGAGAGAUUUGAGCAGGGUACAAACACAUUAGAUUAGAUUAGAUAGUACUUUAUUGACGAACACUUUUACAACCAACCGGAAACAUAGCAACCAGGCUAGCAACGCACCUCCUUUACGGCAGCUGUCGCAAGGUUCUUAAAGCAACCGCAGCACAUACAUAUAUAUACAACAUAUCUCCCUUUUAACUUUUGUUUUUCUUUCCUUGUAAACAAAACAAAAUCACACUGUAUAUGUGUUGUCUGUCUAAUUAUAAAUAAUGCAGACAAGGCGGGUUGGCUGAGUUCUUGACCUUUACUUUCACAGCGUGCUCAUAACCUCAUUCUUAGCUGCCGGGUGGCGACAUGCAACAACACUUUUCGGGGCUACCGCGCAUGCUCGUCACUCCCGUUGCAUGCUGGGUAGUGCAGUUGUUAUAUUCCCUAGCUCAUAACAUCACAUCUUUCCCCCCAUAAAGAAAUAAUGUUAACUCAAUAAAGUGUAUUUCUUUUUUUUUAGCUUUAACUUUUCAUUUUUUAGCAUUGUAACCACAUUUGCAAACAACUUUUCUCUUCAUAGAAUUUUCUUUCAAUAAAGAAAUAAAGUGCAAAAAUGUCAAAGCAUCAUAACAAACAGUUAUGUCAAAUAGCAGCAGAAGUGCACUUUUUGGAGAGCUGUAUUAUUUUCAGUUUUGUGCCCAAGGGACUGAUUUUAUUUAACACUAUAUUAUUAUUUAUACACCUAUAGUGAUCACAGACACAGGUUGUUUUUGUGUUACUGUAUAUAUGUUUUUCUGAAAAAUCCCACUUAAUAUACUUUGCGUAACAGUCAAUAUUUUUAUUUUUUAUUUUUUUAGGGGGGGUAACAGUCAAUAUUUAUUUAUUUAUUAGAUUUUAUUUUUUUCUUAUAUAAUAAAAGUGAGCUUUUGUUAAACCAAAUAUUGUGUGGUUUUUUCCAUAUACAACAACCUAUCUGGACUCGAUAAGAGAAUCGAUAAGGAAUCGGUUCGAUAAGAGGAUUCGAUAAUAGGCUCAAACUCGAUAAUUUCUUAUCAAACAUCAUCCCUAUAAACUACUG